Molecule: messenger RNA, 2281 nt
Organism: Carya illinoinensis
Lineage: Eukaryota; Viridiplantae; Streptophyta; Magnoliopsida; Fagales; Juglandaceae
Product: serine/threonine-protein phosphatase 2A 65 kDa regulatory subunit A beta isoform-like
Exons: 13
Coding region: 272-2035 (587 amino acids)
Biological process (GO): protein dephosphorylation
Cellular component (GO): protein phosphatase type 2A complex; cytoplasm
Molecular function (GO): protein phosphatase regulator activity; protein binding
Source: RefSeq, a predicted model, not a curated record
AAAAACGGAAAAAGCAAAAAAGAAUCGGCUGUAAUAUCGGGGCGGACACGAGUUAAUCCAAUUUGAAUCGGGACGAUAGUCCACAAAAAAAAAUCCCGAGGAUCUGUACCCCAUCCCUCUUCUUCUUCCUCUCCUUCUCCAUCUUCCCCGUCCACUAGAAGAUCUGUCCCCAUUUCACCGCCACACUUCAUAGUGGAUCGACCUGUUAGUUCAUAGUAGAUCGACCCCUACAACAGUCUCCCUCCAAGCUUCCUGGAUCUUCUGAGACACAAUGGCUAUGAUCGAAGAGCCACUCUAUCCCAUUGCCGUCCUAAUAGACGAACUAAAAAAUGAAGAUAUUCAACUCCGAUUAAACUCGAUCCGGCGGCUCUCCACAAUUGCUCGCGCACUCGGAGACGAGAGGACCAGGAAGGAGCUGAUUCCUUUUCUCAGCGAGAACAACGACGAUGACGACGAAGUGCUUCUUGCAAUGGCCGAGGAACUGGGGGUAUUUAUUCCCUAUGUUGGAGGUGUUGAGCAUGCGAAUGUGCUGCUCCCACCUUUAGAAACUCUCUGCACAGUUGAAGAAACUUGUGUAAGGGACAAAGCGGUUGAGUCCUUGUGUAGAAUUGGGGCGCAAAUGAGGGAACAGGACUUGGUCGAGUACUUCAUUCCUCUGGUUAAGAGACUGGCUGCUGGUGAGUGGUUUACUGCUCGAGUCUCCUCAUGUGGACUGUUCCAUAUUGCUUACCUGAGUGCCCCAGAGACGUUAAAAACUGAACUACGGACAAUUUACAGUCAGCUGUGUCAAGAUGACAUGCCUAUGGUUAGGAGGUCUGCUGCAACAAACCUGGGAAAAUUUGCUGCUACUGUUGAACCUGCCCAUUUGAAAACUGACAUUAUGUCUAUAUUUGAGGAUCUGACGCAGGAUGAUCAAGAUUCUGUUCGGUUAUUGGCUGUUGAAGGCUGUGCAGCACUUGGAAAGUUGUUGGAACCUCAAGAUUGCGUGGCACAUAUUCUUCCUGUCAUAGUUAAUUUCUCGCAGGACAAGUCUUGGCGUGUUCGUUACAUGGUAGCAAAUCAACUCUAUGAACUAUGUGAAGCAGUGGGUCCUGAAACUACCAGGUCUGACUUGGUACCUGCAUAUGUUCGGCUACUUCGUGAUAAUGAGGCUGAAGUACGGAUAGCUGCAGCUGGAAAAGUUACCAAGUUUUGCCGGAUCUUGAAUCCAGAACUCUCAAUUCAACAUAUUCUUCCAUGUGUGAAGGAACUGUCAACUGAUUCAUCUCAGCAUGUUCGUUCUGCAUUGGCUUCCGUUAUCAUGGGAAUGGCACCAGUUUUAGGAAAGGAUGCAACAAUUGAGCAACUGCUGCCUAUUUUUCUCUCUCUUUUAAAGGACGAAUUUCCUGAUGUCCGACUGAAUAUUAUCAGCAAGCUUGAUCAAGUUAAUCAGGUAAUUGGAAUAGAUCUGCUGUCACAGUCUCUCUUGCCAGCAAUUGUUGAGCUUGCAGAGGAUAGACACUGGAGGGUUCGGCUCGCUAUAAUAGAAUAUAUACCUUUGUUGGCAAGUCAAUUGGGUGUUGGCUUUUUUGAUGACAAGCUUGGUGCUCUUUGCAUGCAAUGGUUAAAAGAUAAGGUUUACUCAAUUCGUGAUGCAGCUGCAAAUAAUGUGAAACGGCUUGCAGAAGAAUUUGGCCCAGAGUGGGCAAUGCAGCACAUAAUUCCACAGGUCUUGGACAUGACUAACAACUCCCACUAUCUGUAUCGGAUGACCAUUUUACAUGCAAUUUCUCUUCUUGCUCCUGUGAUGGGCCCAGAAAUUUCUUGUUCGAAACUCCUUCCUGUGGUCAUUAAUGCAUCAAAAGAUAGGGUUCCCAACAUCAAGUUCAAUGUGGCUAAAGUGUUGCAGUCACUUAUUCCCAUAGUUGACCAGUCUGUAGUGGAGAAGACAAUUCGUCCUUGUUUGGUUGAACUCAGUGAGGAUCCAGAUGUUGAUGUGAGGUUCUUUGCCAAUCAAGCUCUGCAGUCAAGUGAUCAGGUCAUGAUGUCUACUUAGAUUUGACUUUGUCAUUGAUUUUUUCUUUACUUACAAUUUUCAUUGUUGUUUUCCUGUCCUAUUUGCAAGUUAGCAUACUCAUUAAUGUAUUAUCUUAUUUGAGGUACUAGCAGAUUUUUUCCCCCAAGCCAAACAAUUUUUUGUCCUCAGAUUCUCUAAGACCAUUUUGUGCAUAUAACUAUGACUUGUUUCAUGCAACAACAUUUAGCUUGUGUGAUCAUGUAAUCAUCCUUGUUGUACUGUAAA